This is a messenger RNA of Ochlerotatus camptorhynchus, 6564 nucleotides long. RefSeq lists its product as uncharacterized. The transcript is spliced from 2 exons. The record is from RefSeq and is a predicted model, not a curated record. NCBI's taxonomy places the organism in Eukaryota, Metazoa, Arthropoda, Insecta, Diptera, Culicidae. Gene Ontology annotation, molecular function: nucleic acid binding. Gene Ontology annotation, biological process: DNA integration. Bases 1 to 6564 code for a protein of 2187 amino acids.
AUGUCGCGAAGUGAUGGUAAAUCCGAUUCGAAGAGCACUCGUAGAAAUGGUGUGAACAGUGAAGAUAAUGCUGCUGGUGGUGAUGGUGGUGGUAAUACGGAAGUGGUGAUAUUGGAGGAAACCGUGGAAGGACAUACCUGUAGAGCUUGUCAAGGUCCUGACACCGAAGAGAUGGUUCAGUGCGACGUAUGUGAUCGAUGGCACCACUUUUCCUGUGUAGGCGUAUCGGAGGAAGUUGCCGACAAGAGCUGGAGUUGUACUAACUGCGUGACUGCGAAAUGGGUCCAGCGAACUAAGGCAGCUUCGGACGGAGCACCAAUAAAGGAAGACGUCAUCCAGAAUCGGAGAUCGCUGCAAGACCUAAGCAUCGGAAAAAUCGUGACAAGCACCCGUGGCAAUCCAGUAAUUCCUUCAGCUACAACAUCACAAAAGUCAGCUAAGUCGCUGACAGUUCCGUUGACCAGCCAUCAUCCAGCACCUCUGGUUCCAGUACCCGAUCAGAAGCAGCAGACUUCGACACAUAGCAUAGAUAUACCAUUGAUUGGCUCUGGAAUUCGUUCAGAUCCAGCGUCGCAAAAAUAUUUGAAGUCAUUACCAGUUUCGUUGGCCAGUAAACACCAAACGUGUCCAGAUCUAGGGUUCAGCCAGCAGAAGCAGAAGUCGUCGUUACCAGCUGUAGUGUUGCCAGUGAUCGAUGCAGAGGAAGCGAUUUCUGAAAUGUCCAUCUCCUCGUCACAAAAGUCUGCAAGAAACCGUGCCAAGCUUCAACUAAUGAGAUUGCAGGAAGAACGGGCAUUUCAGCAGCAGCAAGAAGAGCGCAGAAGAAUCGCUGAGGAAAAGGCAGCCCAGGAGUAUAAGGAAUAUCUGGACAACAAAUAUAAGAUUCUGGAGGAUUUAGCGAGCGAACGAGGAUCGAGUCGGAGCUCUAACUUCUCUCGUCGUCGGGUUGAAGAAUGGGUGCAAGCAACUAACCCUACACCCUUAGACACAGCCAAAACCGCCGCUCAGGAGCAAGACGGCCUGCAAGAACAACAACAGCAGGAACAUCGGCGUCAAGAGUUUGUCGAGCAACAGCAGCAGGAACGGUUGCGGCAAGAACAGCUUCGAGAAAAACAACAGCAGCAGGAAGCGACACUGCAAGAACAACAUCAGCAACAACGGUUGCACGCAGAUCAGCUACGGAAGCAGCAGCAGAAGCAGUUGGAGAGAGAGCAGCAAUUUCGGCAGUAUCAACAGCAGCAGCGGCAAGAGCAAAUACGUCAGGAGAGUCUUCUGCGACAGCAACAGGAAGAUUUGAGGAAGGAAGCGGAUGCCAUCAAUCGGAUGUGGGAACAGCAGUUGGAACAGGAGAGAAUUCUACGCGACCAGCAACAACAGCUAGCGGAUGGUCAAGGGGUCAUGCGACGACCAGGAAAUCUAAUUCAAUGCAACCAGAUGCCAGAACCACAACUCAACCCUCCACCGGUGAAUCUCGAAGCAGAGUCAUGCAGAGAGUCGAUACGUGAGCAACCUGGACAAUUCCUUCCAGACGCUCUACCGCAGUCGACGCAACUUCAUCCGAGAGAAUCGUAUUAUCCGCAUAGACCUUCUAUGAAUACAGGCGACAGAAAUAGAGGGCCUUCAGUAAACUCGUCGAUUGUGGAUGAUGAUGACCAGUUUCAACUUUCCCGCUCUCAAGUUGCAGCACGACAAGCAGUAUCCAAAGAUCUGCCUACGUUUUCGGGCAAUCCAGAGGAGUGGCCAGUUUUCAUAUCCAUGUAUAAUCGAACGACCACGAUGUGCGGAUUUACGGAGGAUGAAAACAUAGUUCGACUGCAGAAAAGCCUAAAAGGCAGAGCUUACGAUGCUGUCAAGAGUCGCUUGAUGCAUUCCGGAAACGUUCCUGGCAUUCUGUCCACUUUGAAGAUGCUGUUUGGUCAACCAGAGGUGAUCAUACAAUCGCUAAUUGGGAAGGUGAGCUCUUUAUCGUCGAUUCGAGAAGACAAGCUGGAAACGCUAGUGGACUUUGCGGUGAAUGUCCAAAACUUCUGUGCCACUGUAGACGCGUGUGGACUGCAGGAGUAUAUGUACAAUGUCACUCUACUACACCAGCUAGUCGGCAAGCUACCGCCAUCGCUCAAACUCAACUGGGCACAGCUUCGUCGAACACUGUCACUGGUCAAUCUGGCGACCUUCAGUGAGUGGAUUUAUGCCUUGGCGGAAGCAGCGAGUGUCGUCGUAUUCCUACCGGCGACACAUGACGGGAAGCCAACUGAAAACGAAGCGCGGGGGACUAAGAAAAGAAAUGCGUACCUCAACGCCCAUUCUGAAACGUUUCGUCCUAAAGACUACAGUAGCGAUUCGGAAGAACAGACUACAGUUGCAUCAACUUCGGGGAAGGAAUCCUGCCAAAUCUGCAAGGGAACUUGCAAGUCGGCCGACAAGUGCAAACGUUUUCUGGAACUGUCCAGGGAAUCACGUUGGGCCGUCAUAAGGGAAUUUGGAUUCUGCCGCACAUGUCUGCGCAUCCAUAAAGGAUACUGCAAAGCAAAACCAUGUGGUAAAGAUGGAUGCACCUACCGGCACCACGAGCUGUUGCACAACAAUUCGAAGGAAAAUCCGAAAAACACCGGAAGUACCACUGAACGUGAGCAAUCUUCGCAAUCCAGCACUAGCAAGUCCGGAUGCAACACCCACCAGACAACCGUCAGCUCAGUACUGUUCCGUUAUCUCCCAGUAGUGUUGUAUGGAAAAAAAUACAGCUAUUCGCACCUUGAUGGCACUGUAAGCCCUUUGUGUCUCCGAUGGACUGGAGGAACCGAACGACACGAGGCGGAUUCUCACAUCUAUAAUCUUCACAUUGCUGGUGGCAAGAACGAAAGCAAGAAAUUCCUCUUGAGCAAUGUUAGGACGGUUAAAGAGCUACUGUUGCCGCAGCAAACGAUGGACAUGGCUAAGUUGUCACAGCUGUACCCACACCUUCGAAAUCUGCCGAUCGAUUCUUAUCGCGACGCUCGUCCACGCAUUCUAAUAGGGAUGAAGCACGCCCUGCUCAGUCUUGGCCUGAAAAAUCGAGAAGGGGAAAUCGGUCAACCAAUUGCUGUGAAGACACGGCUCGGAUGGACCGUGUGUGGAGGAUGGACUUCCCAGAACGAAGCGAGCCUACACCAUUACACCUUCCACGUUUGCCCCUGUAGUGUGAAGUCAGACGAGGAUUUACACCAAGCUAUGAAGGACUACUUCUCAAUAGACAGUCUCGGGUUGGUUAAAUCGGAGAAGGCGCUUUUGUCCGUUGAAGAUGAACGUGCAGUAUCACUGCUUCAGUCACUUACCCGUCGUAAAGAUGAUCGAUACGAGUCCGGGCUGCUCUGGCGGUUCGAUGACGCCCGCUUGCCUGACAGUCGAUCAAUGGCGCUGCGGCGAUUCCAGUGCCUGAAGAAACGGAUGGAGAAGGACCCACAACUGUCUAAUACCCUGCAAGCGAAAAUUGCCGAGUAUGUGGAGAAGCAGUACAUCCGGAAGCUCACCGACGAAGAAAUCAACCAGAAGGUUCCGCGACGCUGGUAUUUGCCAAUCUUUCCCGUAACCAACCCAAAUAAACCUGAGAAGGUGCGAAUUGUGUGGGACGCAGCGGCCAUCGCCUAUGGAACGUCCCUGAACUCAGCGCUGCUAAAAGGACCGGAUCUGUUGUGCUCUCUCCUCGCGAUUCUACUCCAGUUUCGGGAACGCCGUAUCGGACUGACCGGUGAUAUCCGUGAAAUGUUUCAACAGGUACUGAUCCGAGCCGAAGACCAGUUAUGUCAGUGUUUCUUCUGGAUAGACGAGCAUGGAGCUAUAGUGGUGUACGUUAUGCGAGUGAUGACAUUCGGGGCCUGCUGCUCCCCCAGCACUGCUCAGUUCGUGAAAAAUACCAAUGCGGAACGAUUCGCGAGCAAAUAUCCAGCUGCCUGCGAAGCUAUCACGAAGUCGCAUUACGUAGACGAUAUGCUCGUUAGUGUGGAUACCGAAGAGCAAGCCAUCCAAUUGGCGAAGGACGUUAAGCAUGUACACGAGCAGGGCGGCUUCGAAAUCCGAAAUUGGGUUAGUAACUCGAGAAAAGUACUUGAAUCGCUACAGGAGACAGACACCGACGAAAAAUGUCUCGACUUAUCUCCGGAGCUGGUCACCGAGAAGGUGUUAGGCAUGUGGUGGAACACGAGCUACGACGUCUUCACCUACAAAGUGGGAUGGAGCCGCUACGACCCUGCUCUGCUAGGAGGCCAACGACGUCCAACGAAGCGGGAAGUGCUGCGUGUCCUAAUGACCAUUUUUGAUCCACUUGGCUUGAUUUCCCACUUUCUAUCGUUCCUGAAUAUCCUGCUCCAGCAAAUCUGGCGGUCCGGUGUGCAGUGGGACGAAGAAAUCGACGACAAUGCAUACGAAAAAUGGAACACAUGGUUGCAAGUUCUACCUAGGGUUGAACAGAUUCAAAUCCCUCGAUGCUACAACUCCAAAUACCCCGCGGAGGAAGCUGAUGAUAUCCAACUCCAUACGAUGGUGGAUGCCAGUGAAAACGGCAUGGCCGCUGUUUGCUAUCUGCGUUUCGUCAAGACCGGAACGAUCAUCUGUUCCAUCGUCGCCGCAAAAACGAGAGUCGCCCCGCUUAAGUUCACGUCGAUCCCAAGAAUGGAACUAGCAGCUGCAGUCCUUGGCGCCCGGUUGGCUCACGCUGUCGAAAGAUCGCUGUCCAUCCACAUCUGCAGAAAGGUGUACUGGUCAGAUUCUCGAGACGUCCUAUGCUGGAUCAACUCGGACCAUCGCCGCUAUAGCCAAUAUGUUGCUCACAGGAUCAGUGAGAUUGUAGAGAUUUCGGAAACACAUGAAUGGCGGUGGGUCCCGAGCAAGCUGAACUGCGCCGAUGACGCUACCAAGUGGAGUAAGCUACCAGAUAUGUCAUCUAAUCAUAGAUGGUACAAAGGAGCAGACUUUCUCUGGCGCGCUGAAGAAGAUUGGCCUCCAUCGCCAACACUUAGUGGUUCUACAGAGAACGAACUUCGCCCUUCCUUCCUGGCUCAUCACGAACUAUUGGAACCCGUCAUAAGUGUCAGCAACUACUCAAGCUGGAAGAGGCUCGUCAAGGUUGCAGCACUCGUUCAUCGUUUUGCGAGUAAUUGUCGCCUGAAGCACGCCAGGAGACCGAUUCUCACGGGAACACUCACAGCAAACGACCUGCUUUCCGCCGAGUGUUUGCUGAUACGGCUCGCGCAACGGGAAACAUAUCCUGACGAAAUUGCUGUUCUUCAGAAGGCAUCGCGAUGCCCUGACUCCUGCACAAGUACUAUCCCGAAAACCAGCUCACUCUACCCGUUAACACCAUGGUUGGACGACCAUGGAAUCAUGCGUAUGCGAACUCGUAUCGCUGCUUGUCAAUAUGCUACUGAUGACGCGAAGCACCCAAUUAUUCUCCAUCGAAAUCACCACACCACCACCCUGAUCGUAGCAUACUACCACCUCAAAUACCACCAUCAGAACCACGAGACCGUUAUCAACGAAAUACGGCAGAAAUUUCGCAUCCCUCAUUUACGCACCUGUUACGAGCGAGUGAGGAAAACUUGCCAGUGGUGUAAGAACCAGCACGCAGCACCCAGCCCACAUUACAUGGCAGAUCUUCCGCCAGCCCGCCUCGCUGCUUUCUCGCGACCAUUUACACAUGUGGGAGUGGACUACUUUGGGCCGAUUGAAGUCGUCGUCGGAAGGAGAGUCGAGAAGCGGUGGGGAAUGUUAGCCACCUGCCUGACCGUGCGAGCAAUCCACAUAGAAGUCGUGCACUCGCUUUGCACAAGCUCCUGCAUCAUGGCGAUCCACAACUUCAUUGCACGGCGUGGUACUCCUCAGAAGAUUUACAGUGACCGUGGCACGAACUUCAUCGGUGCAAAUCGGGAAUUGAAGCAAGCCAACGAAGCAGUCCACCAACACGAACUGAUGAGAGAGUUCACGAGCUCCGGAAUUGAAUGGGUGUUCAACCCACCUCUGUCGCCACAUAUGGGUGGCAGUUGGGAGCGAUUGAUUCGCACCGUCAAGAACAACUUGAUGGUUGUAUGUUCGUCGAAGAGGCCGUCCGACGAAGUACUCCGCAACUUGUUGAUCGAAGUGGAGAACACCGUGAACUCGCGACCGCUAACGCACGUGCCGAUAGACGAGGAUUCGGCACCAGCACUGACACCGAACCACUUUCUGCUUGGCUCGUCCAACGGGUCAAAACCGCUUGUUAACUUUGAUGAUACCGGUGCGAUCCUAAGGCAGAACUGGUGCACAUCGCAGAUACUUGCAAACCAAUACUGGAAGCGUUGGGUAUCGGACUACCUGCCAGAGAUUACCCGCCGUACCAAGUGUUUUCGUCGGGUAAAGCCGAUUGCCGUGGGCGAUAUUGUGGUCAUCGCCGAUUCCAACAUGCCCCGCAACUGUUGGCCGAAGGGGAAAGUCAUCGGCAUUAAAGUCAGCCAGGACGACCAGGUUCGGUCCGCAACCGUAAGAACAGUGAGUGGUAUCUACGACCGCCCGGCGACGAAGCUUGCUGUUUUAGACGUCCGGUGCGACGGAGAGUAA